UGAAAUAACUGCGCAAUUACCGAAAAUACCCCUACAAACCCCAAGCGUAGCAAUGACAAGCUCUGCUAAACCCUUGCAAGCAAGCAGCAGCAGCAGUCUCCAAACUAUGUACAUGCAUUUCCUCCUCCGUCGAACUCACCACCAGCGUCAACAAUGGCGGACACUGUUCGACGAUGCCCUUUCCAUCAAACAUGUAAGAGAUCGUGGAUUAGACCACGCUGUUGAAAGAGAAAAGAAUCUCAAACCACUUCUCAACAUCAAGAAUCUUAUCAAAUCUGAACCAUCGAAAUCGAUUCCCUUAAACAUCAUCACACAAUCUAAAGAUUCUCUACAAAUCCCAUCUCGCCCCAUUGAGUUUAUCCGAAAAUACCCUUCAAUUUUUCAAGAAUUUUUCCCAGCUAGCAUAAACAUACAUCCCCAUAUCAAGUUAACCCCAGAAAUUCUCAGUAUUGAUUCAGAUGAAGAGUUGUUCUAUCAAAGUGUAAGUUACAAAGAAGAUGUUGCAGAUAGGCUUUUGAAGAUUUUGAUGAUAGGUAAAACUAAUAAAAUUCCUUUACAUGUUAUUGAUAAGCUUAAAUGGGAUUUGGGCUUGUGUAAUAAUUUUGUGGAAACUAUAGUACCAGAAUAUCCGGAUUAUUUUCAGGUGAAUAAUGAGUCAAUGUUGGAAUUAGUUUGUUGGAGUCAUGAACUUGCUGUCUCCUCUUUGGAAAAACAAGCAGUGAAAUGUGGAAGUGAAGAUUUGUUAGUUAAGUUUGAUUUGAAGUAUUCAAAUGGGUUUGAGAUGGAUAAGAAGUACAAGAAAUGGGUUGAUGAAUGGAAAAAAUUGCCUUAUAUUUCGCCAUAUGAGAAUGUAAAGAAUCUUCCUGCAAAGAGUGAUGAAGCUGAUAAGUGGGCAGUGAUAAUUUUGCAUGAAAUUCUUAGUCUUUGUGUUGGGAAGAAGGCGGAGAAAGAUAAUUUGCUUUUGAUAGGAGAGUAUUUGGGACUUCGUUCUAGGUUUAAGAGGGCAUUGUUGUUGCAUCCUGGGAUAUUCUAUGUGUCAAGUAAGAUCGACACACAUACUGUGGUACUGAAGGAGGGAUAUAAAAGGGGAAUGUUAAUUCAGAAGAACUCGUUGAUAGAACUGAGGUCUAAGUAUGUUUAUCUCAUGAACAAGGUUACGGAGGAUAAAAAAUCAAAAGAAGUGCAGCUAAAAGGUAGUCAUGAUCUGAAAGAAGGUGAUGGAAAGGAAACUGAUGUUGAUAAUGAAGAUGAAGAUGAAGACUAUGAUGAGGACUCUGAUGAUGUGCAUAAUGACUACCAUGAUGAUGAGACGGACAAUGAGGGUAGAGAUGAGAAGCAUAGCCAAAGAGUAAACUUGAGGAGAAGAGUUGAUGAUAGAAACUCAAUGACAAGAGAUGAUGAUAGGAAGCCUACCCGAAGAUUAUACUCAAGGACUAGAGAUUAUGAUAGGAAUACUUCAGCUACCUCUUCGAGGACUAGAGAUUAUGAUAGGAAUACUUUAGCUACCUCUCCAAGGACUAGAGAUUAUGAUAGGACUACUUCAGCUGCCUCACCGAGGACUAGAGGUUAUGAUAGGAAUACUUCAGCUACCUCUCCGAGGACUAGAGAUUAUGAUAGGAAUACUUCAGCUACCUCUCCGAGGACUAGAGAUUAUGAUAGGAAUACUUCAGCUACCUCUCCGAGGACAUCCUUGGGGAGAAAUCAAAACAGAGAUGUGGAAAGGCCAUCAAGAAGAUCGUGUUGGAGGGCAGAAAAUAAUAGUGAGCUAGAUGCUCGAUCAACAUAUGGGGACAGAAAGCUUCCAAUAAAUUCAUGGAAGACUUCAGCAGGAAGAAGUUCCAACAGAACCAACGAAAGAACCUCUCGAUCUCCUAGGAGGGUGGAGAUUAACGAUAAUCAAUAUGCUCACCGGAGAUCAAGUAACAAAUUUGAUCUUCAUAGAAACCGGGGAACAUCCGAACGGAGGAGGAAUUCCACUCCAUGAAAAUCUAUCCGCUUUGUGAAGACACUGCAUAAUAGGCUUGCUUUUGAUAGUUUUAGGUUUGUCAGUUGUCAAUCACAUAUGCAAGGUAUAAGGUUGUAACAACAUAUUGCAGAAUCUUGUCUCAUCUAAUUUGCAUCAGCAACGCCACAUGGUUCACCAGGAACGAGAUCUGGUGUGCCAUAGUUCAUGAAGUUGGCGCACGUUGAUACCGUUGUCACUGUGCUGUUUUAGUGCGAAUUUGGUGCUACUGUUUUGGUGCAAUUUCGGGGUCUGAUUAUGGUGUUUUUAUUGUUUAGUUUUUGGUGCAGUUCCGAUGCUUUUCUGGUGGUUUUGUUGGUGCAAGUCUAAUGUUGUUUUAGAGGUGAUUUUGAUGCUGCUGUUCUGGUGUAAUUUUAAUGCUGUUUUGAUACUUUUUUGGAGUAAAUUUAGUGCAGUUUUGGUGCAUUUCUGGUGCUAUUUUGAUACUUUUCUGGUGAAAUACUGGUCUUGUGUUGAAGAACUUUUGGUGCAUUUUUGGUGCUGCUUUCAUGCAGUUCUGGUGUAAAUCUGCUGCAAUUUUAGUAGUGUUCUUCUGCAA
Solanum lycopersicum (tomato) is the source of this 2561-nucleotide messenger RNA. Its product is annotated as protein WHAT'S THIS FACTOR 9, mitochondrial. NCBI's taxonomy places the organism in Eukaryota, Viridiplantae, Streptophyta, Magnoliopsida, Solanales, Solanaceae. The record is from RefSeq and is a predicted model, not a curated record. Gene Ontology annotation, molecular function: RNA binding.